AUUGAGCGAGUGAGUGCGGCGCUGUGAUUCUUCCGACAAGGAGCCCAAACAACAACAACAACAACAACAACAAAUAAACAAACAAGAAGCCGAAGAAAAACAAACAGAGGCUCCCUGCUCUGCGCUGGACUGUGAUGGAUUUAAACACCGGGCGUGUUUAUUUUAUCGGACCCUGAGCGGAGCAUGAGCGCUGAAUGCGGAGUCUCGCGGCCCCAGCGGCGCUCGCGCAGCAGCAGCAGCAGCACCAGCAGCGGCGGCGGCGCGCGGCGCUGCCAGAUGUGCGGCUAGCUAGCGCCCAGAUUAGCUUUGGGCAGAAAGAAGCAGCCAGCGCGGAUUAGAUUAAAACCGAGUUUGUGUGAAAACUCACUUUAUCAAGUCUGAACCUGGCUUAGAUGGAUGUCAGAGGUUUCAGUUUAAAGUUUUUUUGGAUUUUGGCCCCAGAAAGCGGCCCGAUUAGCUUCAGCUAAGCUAACGGAGCUAAUUAGUGGGCAGGUAGUUAGCCGGUGAGCUAACGCGCGCGAGGCUGAAGAAAAUCCUAAAAGGCGCGAAUUUCGCUGAGGUAAAGUCAGUGAGUGAUUGUGAAGCUGCGCUGAGGCGAGUCGCGCCGGAUUGUUUGAAUUAUUUACUUAAAUAUCGAGAUAUUUCUUGUUGGGACUUGUAGUUUAGCUCGUUCGCUAGCCGGACGAGCGGGGCGGAGCGGAGCGGAGCAGCCCCUCCGCGGUGGUUGGUGGGUUAGGCCGGUUCGUGUGUCGGUGUGACCCCGAUGCGGUCGGUCUGGUCCCGCAGGCAUGCAGCCGCAGCACGGCUAUGAUUUCUCCAGCGAAGAGAACAGCCCAAAAUGGAGAGGCCUCUUCAUUCAGGCGCUGAGAAAGGUGCAGCUGCAGGUGCAUCCGAACCUGUCGGCUAAAGAGGACGCCCUGCAGCACAUAGAGGAGCUCAUACUGCAGCUACUGAACAUGCUGUGUGUCAGUCAGCCCAGAACCGUCCCAGAUGUAGAGGAGCGCAUCCAGAAGACGUUUCCUUACCCCAUAGAUAAGUGGGCAAUGGCUGAUGCUCAGGCAGCCAUAGAAAAACGCAAACGCCGGAACCCUCUACUGCUUCCCGUGGACAAAAUCCACCCUUUACUGAAGGAGGUGUUGGGAUACAAGAUAGACUACCAUGUCUCUCUCUACAUCGUGGCUGUUUUGGAGUACAUAUCAGCAGACAUUCUUAAACUGGCAGGAAACUACGUGGGCAACAUUCGGCACUAUGAAAUUAGCCAGCAGGACAUUAAAGUGUCCAUGUGUGCAGACAAGGUGCUGAUGGACAUGUUUGACCAAGAGGAGGUGGGGUUGGUGUCUCAGUGUGUAGAGGAGGUCUCCUCCACAGGUGAGCUCACCUACGAUGACCUGGUACGUCUAGAGAUCGCAGAGGAGCGGCAGUACCUGCGUGAGCUCGACCUCAUCAUCAAAGUGUUCCGCAAAGCCUUCCUGUCCAACAGCAAACUCUUCACACCUCAGGAUGUGGAGGUGGUGUUCAGUAAUAUUCUGGAGGUCCAUGAGCUGACGGUGAAGCUGCUGGGUCUAAUAGAAGAUGCGGUGGAGAUGACAGCAGAUGGGAGUCCACACCCUCUGGUGGGCAGCUGCUUUGAAGAUCUUGCUGAGGAACAGGCCUUUGACCCGUAUGAGACCCUUUCACAAGACAUUCUCUCCAAAGAGUUUCACGAGCACUUCAGCAGCCUCAUGUCCCGUCCAACUGUAGCGCUGCACUUCCAGUCGAUUGCUGAAGGCUUUAAGGAAGCUGUGCAGUAUGUUCUCCCACAGCUGAUGAUGGUUCCUGUCUAUCACUGCAUGCACUACUUUGAACUUCUGCAGCAACUGCAGGAGCGGAGUGAGGACCAGGACGACAGGGAGUGUUUGAAACAAGCCCAGACAGCCCUGCUAAUUCUUCAAAGCAGCAUCGAGCGCAUCUACGGAAAACACCAGCCGCGUCGCAAACCUGGCGAGCCGCUGUACCGGUUGUACAGCCGGCCGGUCCGCAGUAAGCAGCUGGCUAUAAAGCGCAUGAACGAGAUCCAGCGAAGCAUCGACGGCUGGGAGGGGAAGGACAUCGGCCAGUGCUGCAGCCAGUUCAUCCUUGAGGGGCCGCUGGUACGCGCUGGGGCCAAGCACGAGCGACACAACUUUCUGUUCGACGGCCUUAUGAUCAGCUGCAAGGCCAAUCAGAGCUCUCGGCUGCCAGGGACAGGCAGCGGGGCGGAGUUUCGCCUAAAGGAGAAGUUUGUGUUGCGCAAGUACCGCAUCGCGGACCGGGAAGACACAAGUGAGCAGCGGUUUGCGUUUGAGUUGGUGGGUCGUGAGGAAAGCAGUGCCAUUUUCUGCGCCCGCUCUGUGGAGGAGAAGAACGCAUGGAUGGCGGCACUGGUUACCCUGCAGUACCGCUCGACGUUGGACCGCAUGCUGGACACGGAGCUGCAGCGAGAGGAGCAGGCUCAGCCCCUUCGGCUGCCUUCGUCUGAGGUUUACCGCUUUACUGUACAGGACUCAGAGGAAAACAUUGUUUUUGAGGAACACACGCAGAGCAAGACGGGAAUACCCAUCAUUAAAGCUGGCACCGUGGACAAACUCAUCGAGAGACUCACUUACCACAUGUAUGCAGACCCCAAUUUUGUGCGCACUUUCUUGACGACGUACCGUUCCUUCUGCAAACCACAGGAUCUCCUCACGCUGCUCAUCGAAAGAAUUGAAAUUCCAGAGCCGGAGCAGUUGGAGGCAGACCUGCAGGCGCUGUGGAACGGAGAUCAGCCAAUGGCAGCUGAGCUCCAGAGAUUCCGGCGAGAAUAUGUGCAACCUGUACAGCUCAGGGUUCUGAAUGUGUUCCGUCAGUGGGUGGAGCAUCAUUUCUAUGACUUUGAGAAUGAUCCAGAAUUGCGCUGUAGGCUCGAGGAGUACAUCACCAACACCUUACAGCUCAGAGGCAAGUCCAUGCGUAAGUGGGUGGAGUCUAUAAAUAAGAUCAUUAAGCGUAAGAUUCAGACGCAGCCAAACGGAGUGAGCCACAACAUCACUUUUGAAAGCCCGCCUCCCCCCAUAGAGUGGCACAUCAGCCGCCCCGGACAAGUCGAUACCUUUGAACUUAUGACCCUUCACCCGAUUGAGAUAGCUCGCCAGCUCACCCUGCUGGAGUCUGACCUCUACAGGGCUGUGCGUCCCUCUGAGCUGGUGGGUAGUGUGUGGACUAAAGAAGAUAAGGAGAAGAACUCUCCAAACCUGCUGAGGAUGAUCAGACACACCACCAAUCUCACUCUGUGGUUUGAGAAGUGUAUUGUUGAGGCUGAGAAUUUGGACGAGAGGGUAGCUGUGUUUUCGCGGAUAAUUGAUAUUCUGCAGGUGUUCCAGGAGCUAAACAACUUUAACGGUGUUCUCGAGAUCGUCAGCGCCAUCAACUCAGUGCCUGUGUACCGUCUCGACCACACCUUCGAGGCUGUUCCGGAGAGAAAGAGGAAGAUUCUAGAAGAAGCUGUGGAGCUCAGCCAGGAUCACUUUAAAAAGUACCUGGCCAAGCUCAAAUCCAUCAACCCGCCCUGUGUGCCUUUCUUUGGUAUCUACCUGACGAACAUCCUGAAGACGGAGGAGGGAAACCCAGACUUCCUUAAACGUCACGGCAAAGAGCUGAUCAACUUCAGCAAGAGGCGUAAAGUGGCCGAAAUAACCGGGGAGAUCCAGCAGUACCAGAACCAGCCGUACUGCCUCAGAGUGGAACAUGACAUCAGGAAGUUUUUUGAGAAUCUGAACCCCAUGGGCAGCAUGAGUGAAAAGGAGUUUUCUGAUUAUCUGUUCAACAAAUCUCAGGAGAUCGAGCCACGGAACUGCAAACAGCCCCCACGAUUCCCCAGGAAGACAACGUAUAGUCUGAAGUCCCCCGGGGUCCGUCCGGUGCGGCAGGCGUCCGGCAGCAGCGGGACAGUGCGGGUUCACCCGGUGCCUUUAGAGCGAGAACCUCCGCACAAAAUCACGUUCAGGAGCAUCGCCGAGACGGAGGUGGAGAGCACCACCUCACUGCCCACAUCACCGAACACACCCACACCGCCGCAGAGCGCCAGCUCAGACCUCUCCUCCGUCUUCAUGGACCAUGAGCUCAGCAGCACCUACGGUAACAACAGUAUAUUUGCUCCUGUAAUGCUGCCACCAUCCAAGUUUCACUCGGUGUCCUGUGGCAGUCUCCAUCAGCUGGGGGACGAGCUUCUUAAACCUCCACCGUUACCCCCCCGCAGGAAAGACACAUUCUCAGACAAGUUGAGCUCCAGGUCUGAGGACAGUCCUCCUGCCAUCCCGCCCCGGUUACCUCCUCCUCUCCCUCGCCUGCGUCCAGCAGACGGUCCGUUACCGAGCCCCCCGCCUCCACCACCCCGUGACCCCAUCCCGGACUCGCUGCCCCCUCUGCCUCAGCGCCCCCCGGAGAGCUUCAUCAACUACCCCAUCAGCGCCGCCGUGUCUCCGGGGGGCCGGAUUCAGUGGGACUUCAGCAGCUCGCCCAGCUCACCCUGCACUCCGCCUGGCACACCUUCGCCCCGCUUGGCGCCCCCUCCUGGCACACCCUCGCCGCGCGUGCCCCGCCGCUCCUGCCCACUGAGUGCCAGCCAGACCAGCCUGUGUCACCUGCCUCUACCCAUCACAGCGCCCCCUAUACCACCCCGACACAAUUCCACCUCGGCGCUCCCCAAACUGCCCCCAAAGACUUACAAAAGAGAGCUCUCUCACCCCACACACACUCUCUCCCAGCCGUCCAUACACACACUCUCACUGGUGGAUAACACAGACAGCAGCCAGUGAGAACGCACAGCAGGUCCUUAAAGGGGAAUUCCACUGAUUUUUCAGAUUUUCUGCCUUAUUCAGUGUGUGAGAUGUAAUCAGAGUGAUUCAGAGCGGUUUGGUGUGAAAUGGUUCAGAUGUCUUUACAGUGGUGGUGAUAG
Colossoma macropomum (tambaqui) is the source of this 4951-nucleotide messenger RNA. It is a transcript of the gene sos2, whose product is annotated as son of sevenless homolog 2 (Drosophila). The coding region runs from base 789 to 4811 and encodes 1340 amino acids. The record is from RefSeq and is a predicted model, not a curated record. The transcript is spliced from 23 exons. Lineage: Eukaryota; Metazoa; Chordata; Actinopteri; Characiformes; Serrasalmidae. Gene Ontology annotation, molecular function: guanyl-nucleotide exchange factor activity; protein heterodimerization activity. Gene Ontology annotation, cellular component: plasma membrane. Gene Ontology annotation, biological process: positive regulation of GTPase activity; Ras protein signal transduction.